This is a messenger RNA of Hemiscyllium ocellatum (epaulette shark), 1266 nucleotides long. RefSeq names its product transmembrane protein 61-like. The transcript is spliced from 3 exons. Lineage: Eukaryota; Metazoa; Chordata; Chondrichthyes; Orectolobiformes; Hemiscylliidae. The coding region runs from base 190 to 846 and encodes 218 amino acids. The record is from RefSeq and is a predicted model, not a curated record.
CACUUGAACUGUGGAAACAGUACAAGACAAUUGCGUCCUCCUGGAACCCACUAGUUUUCAAUAGUUGCAAAGGCAAAGUCCUCCGGCCAUGAAUCCUUUGACAGACUGAUCAUGCAUCCUCAAGGAUACUAAUGCACUACCUGCUGGACUUCUGCAUCAACUUGACUUUGAGCUUUGUUAGUAUCAUCAAUGGCAUACACCCACAUGCGCAAUAGGGUCACAAUUGUAGGAGCAAUGCUUCUUAUGUCUGGUGCCAUUUGUUUUGCAUGGUGGAGUGAUGAGCAACCAGACCCCACUCAAAGCCCAGAACCGUCAUCCAAUGAAGAAGUGGUGGCAGCUAUCCAGCAAACGUCCUUGAACCCAUUACUAAGAUCAAUCAGUGUUUUGUUCUGCUUGAUUGGAGGAUUCUUGCUUUUUUUUGGCCUCCUUUGGUCUGCAAAGGUGAAUAGGCAAAUGUCCAGGGGUUACAGACAUUGGAAUAGAACAACUGUGUAUUUUAACACCACGGAGUGGAGAGCAAAAUAUAGACAAAGCAGUCCUGAUAACUUUCAAGUUCCUUCAUAUAAUGAGGCUCUGAACUGUAGACCAGUGGUGAUGGUGCCAUCUAGCAAUCUGCUGAUUCCACUACCUUCCAGAGAUCCAGAUCUUCCACCAUCAUAUGAAAUGCUAAUGGAUGUUGGCAGAGUUCGGCUUACACCCUGUAGGCGUAGUCUGUCUGACAGUGCACUGUCACAGAGAGUGCCGACUCAGAUUUUGCAUCAGGAAGAGCUUGGGUCAGGGUUUCUAACAUCUGCAACCUACACCACCCCUCCACCCAGCUACGAGAAUCUCCGCAUGCAGAUUUGACAAUGAAUGCCUGGAACUGAGGUCAAAGUAUUCAGGGCUCAAUGUUUCAAGAGUUGGGAAAUCUUGACGAACCUUUAAAACUGGCAGGUGGAAUCCAGGUGCAGAAUUCCCAUCAUUUCUGACAAAUCCAACUUUUGCACAUAAAGGGAAGAGGGAGGGGACAUGAAUCACAUGCUGAAUUCAGCAGGAUUGUUUGAAAUUUGUAUCGUGUUCAAACAUUUUGAGUGUUCUCAGGACCUUAACCUGCCGGGUAGGAGUUACAAAUUGUUGGAGCAUGCGUAAAUGCGGAUAUGGCCUCUUUAAAUAGAAUGAUGUGAAGUUGUUUUAUUUAAGAUAAUAUGCUCUUUAGACUUAAGUAAAAGGUUGCAGCUGAUGGUUAGAAUUUAAAAAUAAAACCCUCUGCUGGAUAGUUUUGGACCA